Paramecium sonneborni is the source of this 618-nucleotide messenger RNA. NCBI's taxonomy places the organism in Eukaryota, Ciliophora, Oligohymenophorea, Peniculida, Parameciidae. The record is from the annotation of a GenBank genome assembly.
AUGAUUUAUUGCGUUUCAAGAACUUACUCUAAAACAAACAAAAUACAGCAUCAAAAAAGUUCUUCUAUUAGUACAAUUAAUUCAAAACCACCUGAAACUAGCCAUAAUUCAAUUCACAAUUUUUAUGUUUCUAACAAUAUGAUGCUCAGUAUUUUAACUGUCUCAGGUCAAGAAUCAUCCAAUAAUUAGUCAUAAAUAACCUAAAACACUUAAGAUGAAGACAAUUAAUUUUAUUCUUACAGAAAAUAAUUGUAAAAAUAAUUGUCUGAAAGGAAGGUCAAAAGAAAUUAUGAUUUAGAACCAUAAACUAGGGAAGACUUUUCAAGAUAAUCAAUUCACAUACCCGUUUAAAUUGAACCAUAAUAAUAUCAAAGAUAAAGUAGUAGGACUGUUCCAAAUCUAGUACAGAUAUCAUCAACCCCUACUAAAGUCUAAAAAUUAAUCAAUCCUUUGAUAUUUAACUCUUGUUCAAAUGAAAUCUCUUUUGGGUAAUACAAAUUUAAAAAAAAUGAAAUCUUAUAAGAUGAAAAUUCAAUGUCAAACAUUCAAGAUGAUAAUACACAGAUCCAGAUGCCGAUGAAAUUUUAACCAUUUCAGUUUAAAUUUUCUUAAUAAUGA